GACCGGAAGUCGCCUCAUGAUGGGAGAGAAGAAAACGUCGGCCCGCGUGCCCGAGGGGGCUCCCCGGAGGGUCCUGGACGGGGCCACGCGGCAGCGGCGGCUGCACCGGCAGCUGGAGGCGCUGGAGAACGAUAACUUUGGGGAUGAUCCCCAGGCGGGGCUGCCCCGGCCCGGGAAGAGACUGCCGCACUUCAGUGACACCGCCGAGACCGGAAAGAAAAAGAAGAAAACUCGGGGUGAUCACUUCAAGCUGCGCUUCCGCAAGAACUUCCAGGCACUGCUGGAGGAGCAGAACCUGAGUGCGGCCGAGGGCCCCAAUUACGUCUCGGCCGGGGCCGCCCCGUCCCGGCUGCCCCAGCGCCACUUCUGUGCAGUGUGUGGCUUCCCCUCGGGGUACACCUGUGUUACCUGUGGGGCCAGGUACUGCUGCACCCGCUGCCUGGGCACCCACCAGGACACCAGGUGCCUGAAGUGGACGGUGUGACCCCUCCCUCAAAAUGGCUGCUGUGACCACGCCCACAACAUGGCUGCUGUGACCCCACCCCAAAAUGGCCACCGUGAUCAUGCUUGGUUUGAGCCUGCCUGUAAAAUGGCUGCCAUGGCCACACGCCCAAGAUGGCCGCCAUGGCCUGACCCCAAAAUGACUGCCAUUACACCACCCCAACGUGGCAGCCAUGACCAUGCCCAUGUCCCCAAGAUGGCUGCCAUGGCCACACCCCCAAGAUGGCUGCCAUGGCCACACCCCCAAACCCCUAAGAUGGCGUCGGCCGUCCCCCUUUUGAACCAAAAUCUGGGUUUUUUUCCUA
Molecule: messenger RNA, 806 nt
Organism: Cinclus cinclus
Lineage: Eukaryota; Metazoa; Chordata; Aves; Passeriformes; Cinclidae
Gene: ZNHIT1
Product: zinc finger HIT-type containing 1
Exons: 5
Coding region: 17-484 (155 amino acids)
Biological process (GO): chromatin remodeling
Cellular component (GO): Swr1 complex
Molecular function (GO): nucleosome binding
Source: RefSeq, a predicted model, not a curated record